CGCCAGUGGUUCCACCUGCUGCCUCUGCGGCUGUGGAAAGGCGACGGCCAGCCCUCUAGGCCGCUGCAAACGGGUGGCUCUUGAGCGGGGACAGCGCCUCAGCGUGUGCUUGCAGCGUCUGCCUACGCCUGCCCAUUGCAAGGGGGUGAAAGCGAUUCCGGCUUGUGGCAGUCGGUUCAGAAACGCUGAACGCAUUCUUGCCGCAAUUGUCAAGGGCUGGGAAAUAAAACUUGUCUCCGACUUCCGGGGAGUGUGGCUUCGAAUGGCUGUGUCGAGGAAUGGGAUGUGGGAGCAGGCGAGAGCGCAGCGAGCUGGAAGAGCCCCAGAGUAGCAGCUUCUGAAAUUCCUCUCCACCAGUCCUGGAUGUCCUGGCCAGUUUGGUUUCAGCGAGUAACUGAAGUUUUCAGUGCCGUUGGCAGGCACAGAGAGGAUGGUGCCACAUCUUCCUUAGUGAGAGCCUGAGGACAGAGCCUCUGUGCACCAUGAGUGUCACCCCAGAGGUCAAGAGUCGUGGGAUGAAGUUUGCUGAAGAGCAGCUGCUCAAACAUGGAUGGACUCAAGGCAAGGGUCUGGGCCGGAGAGAAAAUGGCAUCACCCAGGCCCUCAAGGUGACACUGAAGCAGGAUACCCAUGGGGUGGGACACGACCCUGCCAAGGAGUUUACAGACCACUGGUGGAGUGAUCUCUUCAACAAGACUGCAGCCAGCUUGGUAGUGGACACAGGGAAGGAUGGAGUGCAGAUAAGGCGCCUUUCCAAGGAGACCACCCAGCGCAAUCACCCCAAGUCCAAUUUGCUGUAUCAGAAGUUUGUGAAGACAGCCACACUAACCUCAGGUGAGGAGAAGCCUGACAGAGAGAGCGGCAGUGAUGAUGACAACCAUGAGCCCAAGCCUCCAAAGAUUCUGACUGAUGAGAUGCUACUCAAAGCUUGCGAGGGGCGAACAGCACACAAGGCUGCCCGGGCUGGAAUCACAAUGAAGGCCAAGCUUGCUCGCCUGGAGGCCCAAGAGCAGGCUUUCCUGGCUCGGCUCAAAGGCUCCAAGGACGUGGACCCCGCUCCACCACAGACCGACAGGGAGUCCUCCCACAAAAAGAAAAAGAAGAGGAAGCAUAAAGAGGAGGAAGAGGCCGCAACGACUGAAAAGAGUGGAGGUGAGGAGCUCCUAGAAUACGCUGACCCUCGGAGCUUCAGGAAAAGCAGGAAGAAGAAGAAAAAGAGGCGGGAAGACGAGAGAGAGGGGAUGGCGGGAGGAAGUGGGGAGGAAGAGGCUGAAGGAGCAAGUGGGCCUGGAGAACUGAGCACAGAGCCACCUGAGCAGUCUGCUAGGAAAAGGAAGAAAAAGAGGCGGCGGCCCCAUGAAGAAGAGGGGAAGAUGGACGCCUGGGAUGAAGGACACAGAGGCAGGGCGGGCAGGCCAGAGGCAGUGGGCGGUGGAGCAGACACGCACCCAUGGAGAAGCAGCCAGCAGCCUCAGCCGUGUGGGGAGGAAGAAGGGAAGGACGGCCUAGCAGAAGGAGAGACAAGGGUCAGAAGAGGCAAGAAGAAAAGACAGCAGUGCCGUGAGGAGGUGGUCUCAGAUGUGAGCAGUAAAGAUGAUGACGGCAGGACUUGGGAAGCAGAGAAUGAAGGCGAAAGAGAUCAGCCACAUCCAAAGGACAGAGCAGGCGCCAAUGCUCACCAGAGAGGCAAACAGAAGAAGCGGAAGAGGGACUGAAGUCUGCAGUGCAGCUCUGCUGGCUCCUUGUCAGGGCCGCCUUCUUCACACCCCUCUGCAGACAGCUCAGGACAGCCACAACACUCACCGCGAGUGGAGGGGUGGGUGUCUCCUGUACAACUUCCUGUCCAAAAAGAACAGACCCUGGUGCCCAGCAGCUCACCAGCUAAAGGGCGGUGGGAAGAGGAAUCAGGAUAGGGACUCUAUAUUUGAAGAAGUCUCUGCUAAAUGUCUGAAAAUGUAGACUUAUGUGAAAGACUUUUUUUGGUUGGUUUUUUUGAGACAGGAGUUCUCUAAUAUAGCUCUUGCUUUCCUAGAACUCACAGAGAUCUACGUGCCUCUACCUUAAGAGUGUGGAGAUCAAAGGCCUGUACUAUCAUACCCUGCAGACUGUGAAGAUUAAGAAAAACAAACAUUUAGCUGUAUGGGCUGGGUUAGCCUUCCAGACUGCUUGUUCCUAAUCAUGCUUAAAUGAGAGCUAAGGCCCCAAGCCUAUAGGUCAUUCCCAGUUAACAUCAUCUCCAGCAUGAGAAGGUCUGAAAACACUCAGAUGGCCAUUGGAGACCUUUGAAGAAAUUGUUUCUGUUAACCUUUUGGGGUCUUGCUACAAUGCUUAGCUGAGAUUAGAGGUGUCAUCUACCUCCCUGUGUAUCACAAAUAAGUAAGAACCAUUCUUGGUAAAGGCUAUCA
Molecule: messenger RNA, 2405 nt
Organism: Mesocricetus auratus (golden hamster)
Lineage: Eukaryota; Metazoa; Chordata; Mammalia; Rodentia; Cricetidae
Gene: Gpatch4
Product: G-patch domain containing 4
Exons: 8
Coding region: 483-1715 (410 amino acids)
Biological process (GO): regulation of ribosome biogenesis
Cellular component (GO): nucleolus
Molecular function (GO): nucleic acid binding
Source: RefSeq, a predicted model, not a curated record